CGCUGCUGGACGGUGGCCGCCAAAACAAACAUGGCGGCUUCCUGCUGUCACUUCUGCACGCUGACUGAAGGUUGUUGUUAAAUUUGAGGCGUAACAGCAGAAACAGUGUCAGCAUGCUCGGUCUGACGAUAAAGCAGGUGUCUUUGGCACUCAGGGAGGGAAGGAUCUCCGCGACUGAGCUGUGUAGAAGGUGUCUGAACCGCAUCAAGAAAACUCAACAUCUCAAUGCUUACAUCACCGUGACAGAGGAGCUGGCACUGAAGCAGGCUCAAGAAGCCGAAACCAGACUGCUGCAAGGUGCCCCCAAAGGUCCUCUGGAUGGAAUCCCCUUUGCAGUCAAAGAUAACUUCUGCACAGAGAAUAUCAGGACCACAUGUGCUUCCAGGAUGCUCAGAGACUACAGUCCUCCAUACAAUGCUACAGUCGUCCAGAAGCUCAUAGACCAAGGGGCUGUUCUGGUGGGGAAGACAAACCUGGAUGAGUUUGCAAUGGGUUCAGGGAGUACCGAUGGGGCUUGGGGUCCAGUGAGGAACCCUUGGAGCUACGCUGCUCCCUACAGAGAGCAGACAGGGGCGUCCCCGGACUCUGACUGGGUCAUAACUGGAGGAAGUUCAGGAGGAAGUGCUGCAGCUGUGGCCUCACUCUCCAGCUACCUAGCUCUGGGUUCAGACACAGGGGGUUCUACUCGUAAUCCUGGAGCACUUUGUGGCCUUGUGGCCCUAAAGCCGACCUACGGUCUGCUGUCCAGACACGGUCUGAUCCCUCUGGUCAACUCCAUGGACGCCCCUGGCAUUUUGACACGCAGUGUCAGUGAUGCAGCCGUUGUCCUAGGUAUCCUCCAAGGCCUUGAUAUUAGAGACUCAACAACAAUCCCUCCCCCGUCAUCCCUGGCCGAGCUGCCUGAAGACUUUGACGUGAAGAACAUCUGUGUCGGUAUCCCUAAAGAGUACCAUGCCCCGGGGCUGUCUGAGGAGACUCUGGCUCAGUGGAGUCGAGUUGCUGACAUGUUUGAGAGAGCAGGGGCGAAGGUGGAGCAAGUAUCGCUCCCCCACACCCAGUACUCCAUUGUGUGCUACCACGUCCUGUGCCACGCAGAAGUGGCAUCUAACAUGGCCCGUUUUGAUGGCCUUGAAUAUGGCCACCGUAGUGAGGUGAACAGCUCAACAGAGGCCAUGUACGCUUCAACCCGACACGAGGGCUUCAACGACGUGGUGAGAGGGAGGAUUCUUUCUGGGAACUACUUCCUGCUUCAACAGAGCUACCAGCACUACUUUGUUAAGGCCCAGAAAGUCCGGCGGCUGAUAGCGGAUGAUUUCAAGCGUGUGUUCAGCUCUGGUGUUGACGUGCUGCUGACACCCACCACUCUGACCGAUGCAGCCCGGUACUCGGACUUCAUGCAGGAAGACAACCGAACACGCAGUACACAGGAAGAUGUCUUCACCCAACCGGCCAACAUGGCAGGUCUUCCCGCCGUGUCACUGCCAACCGCAUUGUCAAGACGAGGGCUUCCCAUUGGUUUGCAGCUCAUCGGCCCCGCCGUCCAAGACAUGAAGCUGCUCAGUGUCGCCCAGUGGAUCGAGCAAAGGGUUGGCUUUCCCGCCAUCAGUGACCAUGGAGACUCCAGGAAGAGCAGCAUUGACACAAGAAGUACUGAAAGGGAACAAACUUUAGCUGCUUAACGUUAACUGAGGACACAAAGAACCAACUGUUGACCAAGUCACUAGGUACAGGCACAUCGUCACCUAACAUGGAACCGUUAUGGACAUUCUUGGCUUCUGAGAUGUCUUUUCAGGACGUAUUCAGUAGGGUUAUCUCCCUCGAUCACAUGCUGCAGUAGGUUUUCUUGAUGGAAUUUUUACAGCACAUGAAAACCCUAAUUAUUGAACAAUAUACAUCAUAUGUCAGGUGGAGGGACAUGGUGUUCAAAUGCUGCUGUAUCUGUUGUCUGAAGGUAAAACGUUUGUAUACUAUGAUGGAGCUGUACUUAUUAAAAGUGUGUAUAUUUC
Messenger RNA from Pleuronectes platessa (European plaice), 2006 nucleotides. RefSeq names its product glutaminyl-tRNA amidotransferase subunit QRSL1 (gene qrsl1). Lineage: Eukaryota; Metazoa; Chordata; Actinopteri; Pleuronectiformes; Pleuronectidae. Gene Ontology annotation, biological process: glutaminyl-tRNAGln biosynthesis via transamidation; mitochondrial translation. The transcript has 11 exons. Gene Ontology annotation, molecular function: glutaminyl-tRNA synthase (glutamine-hydrolyzing) activity. The coding region runs from base 114 to 1679 and encodes 521 amino acids. The record is from RefSeq and is a predicted model, not a curated record. Gene Ontology annotation, cellular component: mitochondrion; glutamyl-tRNA(Gln) amidotransferase complex.